AUGUCUUUACAUACCCAAAUUCUAAAAUCUACCAUCGAAACAAAGAAAAGAAUAUCAAUGCCAAUGACAGAUAGCAGCAACCAAGAAAUCGAUUCGCAAUCGUCAUCGACGAGUAGCACUGGAGUUGAUUCACAAUCGUCAACGACAUAUUCUAAUCGACGAUCACAACGACGACGAACAAAUGUUCAACAGAACUUACGGAGUAGUUCAUUAACAACCACUAUCCUCAAUGAAAAUGCUCAUACGAACGAUGAUCUAUCAGACAUAACGAAAGAGAACGAUAAUCAUCAGAAAGAAAGACGUUCAUCACCAGUAAUCAUCGAUAAACUGGUUUUUAAAACAGCGAAAUUAAAUAUGAACUCAUCGUACUGGACGGUCACUGAUCGACAAGCUGAAUGGUAUAAAUUAACUAUUCCCGUGAAUCAAUCGACAAAUAAUUGUGCUAAUCAUGCAAGUCAAACAUCAUUGAUCACACCCUAUCGAUUAUUACCAAAUAUCUUCGAACGAAAGAAAUCCAGUACGAAUCUAAAUGAUCAAAAUGAGGAACUAACAAAUUCAACUCAGUUGAUAAUGAAAGUAGUCAUGCACGAACUGGAUUAUGACAUGGAUGAUGAUGAUCUAAAAUACUUCGAGGCAUUGAAUGAAUCGACGAAAAUCGCUGGACAACAACGACAAAUAACAGAAGAAGAAUUCGAAAAUGCUAUUAUCAUUCUUGAAUACUACACAGCCGAGAAAAUACGUUUACAUCUAAAACAACAAUCUUGUGACGACGAAGACAUUGUAUGUGAUAUCUGUCUACUACCUGACGCUGAUGAUGGCAAUGAAAUGGUCUUCUGUGAGCGAUGUAACGCAUGUGUACAUCAGAAUUGUUAUGGAAUAUCAUCUAUACCGAACGGCACGUGGCUUUGUAAACCGUGUUCAAUUGUCAGACGACCAGCGUGCUUACUUUGCCCAAAAUUUGGCGGGCCAAUGAAAUGCACACCAAGCGGAACAGUUUGGUGUCAUUUAACAUGCGCACUUUGGCUGCCGGAAUUAAAAUUUGGUGAUUACGUCAAGAUGGAGCCUAUAUUAAAUUUAGAUAAAAUUCCACAUGCUCGGUGGACUCUUCGAUGUGUUGUGUGUUCAACGUCUGAAGGUGCUUGUGUUCAAUGUGCUCAUAAAAACUGUCGAACACCAUUUCAUGUCACUUGUGGUCUUUCGGCUGGUUAUUUUCUCGACGUCCAACAAACGUCAUCCGACGGAACGGCUUCUUCACGUUCUCAGUUUACUGCCUACUGUCUCAAACAUUCGCAAGGAGCUCGCCAACGUUCUGAACCUGACUCAACAUUAAUUACCAGCACUAACGAUGAUUCUGCCUGUCAAUUCCCUUCAAUUCCACUCACAGUUUAUCAUCGCCAGAAACUUAAAUCUGACGAGUGGACUUCAAAAUGCUACGAAGAUUUCCAUACAUUCAUUCAUCCCUCUCAUCUAAACUAUGAGUGUCCUCAAGAUUACGACCCAUCGACGUCGACCAAGAUCUAUAACUAUUGGAAAAACAAACGGAUUUCCAACAAGAAUCUGCCAUUGAUUAAACGCAUUGAUGUCGUACUCGAUCAACGCGAAAAUGCCGAGUUACUUUUGGCUCAGAUCAAUAACAAUUUGAAAAUGAGAAAUAAAAUUCGUCAGCUUCAGGCAUAUUGCAAAUCGGCUUUAUAUAUUCCAUCUGUUGCUUCACAUUUCAAUCAGCGACUUGACAAUUUAAGAUUGAGUCUUGCACGAAAAACACCUCAGUACCCAAAAUCCUCUCAUUAUAAAAUAAUUGAAGAUUCGAAACGGUGCAUAGUGGCAUUAGAAACGACUUAUCGGGACGCACUUGAAUCGAACACAACGUAUCUCGUUGGCGAAACAUUAGAAGGGGAAACGAUGUUGCUACCAAAACAACUAAUCGAACAAGCAAAUGUGAUUACAAUCAAUGACAAUGACAAUGCCAUCCCUGAGGAGAAACAAACCGAAGAUAUGUUUGAGACAAAUCAUUUGGAUACAUGCAAUGUAACCAAACGUGAAGAGAAGACAGUCUCGCUAAGAGACAUCCUCAAAACACCUUACAGUUGCGAGGGAAAUGUCGUGCGAUGUGUCACAGGAUCUUUCGACUAG
Messenger RNA from Adineta ricciae, 2133 nucleotides. NCBI's taxonomy places the organism in Eukaryota, Metazoa, Rotifera, Eurotatoria, Adinetida, Adinetidae. The record is from the annotation of a GenBank genome assembly.